This is a messenger RNA of Aureobasidium uvarum, 792 nucleotides long. Lineage: Eukaryota; Fungi; Ascomycota; Dothideomycetes; Dothideales; Saccotheciaceae. The record is from the annotation of a GenBank genome assembly.
AUGUCUUCGUCCUCGGAAUCCCCCUCACUCGGCCGUCUGAAAGGCAAAGUCGCCAUCGUCACCGGAGGAGCCAGUCCCCAAGGCUUUGGCUACGCAAUCGCCCGCCGCUUCAUCGACGAAGGCGCAAAAGUCAUCAUCGGCGACCUCGAUGGCUCCGGCGCCGAGUCCAGCGCAUCCUCACUCUCCUCCCCACAUGCCAAAGGCGUAUCCAUGGACGUCUGCAAACACGAAGACUGGAAAAGAGUAGUGGAUAUGGCGGUCAAGGAGUUUGGCAGACUGGACAUUGUGAUCAACAAUGCCGGGUGCACGUAUAGAAAUAAACCGACUGAAGAGGUUACGGAAGACGAGUUUGAGCGGGUGAUGAGUGUGAAUGUCAAGAGUAUCUUUUGGAGUGUCAAGGUUGUGGUGCCGCAGAUGCAGAAGCAGGGGGAUGGUGGCAGUAUCAUCAAUAUCUCGAGCAGUGGGAGUGUGAGGCCUAGACCUGGGUUGGUGUGGUACAACGCCAGCAAGGGGGCGGUGUCGAAUGCGACUAUGGCGCUGGCUGCCGAGUAUGGGCCUGAUCAGAUCAGAGUCAAUGCGAUUGCUCCGCUGUUGUCGGCGACUGGUCUGUUUGAGUCGUUCGUUGGAGUCAAGGACACGCAGGAGAACAGAGACAAGUUUGCAGCGUCGAUCCCACUAGGCAGACUGACGGAUCCAGUAGACGUGGGUAAUGCGUGCGUUUUUCUGGCGUCGGACGAGGGCAAGUUUGUGACGGGUACCAACUUUAGUGUUGACGGAGGAAGACACAUCUAA